AUGUUUCUAGCCAUAUAUGAUGGAAAAACUCUACAAAUAGCUUCAAGUUUCUUACUCUCUCUCACACUCACACAGUCUCACACAGUUAUACUUAAGCAAACAAGGCCUUUGUCCCCUUUCUUUAUUGUUUUGAUGGAAUCCCCACAAUCCUCCAUUAAAGCUCUGGUUAAAGAGAUCAAGGAAGAGAUGUUCUCUAACCUUGAUCUCUACUCAAUUUUUUCUCCGUCUGCUUAUGAUACUGCAUGUUUAGCCAUGAUUCCCGACCCCGGACAAGACGAUCGUCCGAUGUUCAAAAAUUGCUUGAACUGGAUACUCGAUAACCAGAAAGAAGAAGGGUUCUGGGGAGAGUCUAAUCUUGAUGGUGUUCCCUCCAUUGAAACUCUCCCUACAACUCUGGCUUGUAUGGUUACACUUAAAACAUGGAGUGUUGGUGAAGAAAAUAUAGAAAAAGGCUUGGCAUUUCUCCAUGCAAACACAGGGAUGCUUGUAGAAGUAAAUAAGCAUCAUUUUCCACACUGGAUUACCAUUGUUUUCCCUGCUAUGGUUGAACUUGCACAAGCCACUGGUCUAGAGCUUCUCUUUCCUGACGAAUUAAAAGGGUUAGUUUCCAACAUUUUGUUGGAGAAGCAUCAAUUUCUUAAGAUGUAA
Molecule: messenger RNA, 648 nt
Organism: Ilex paraguariensis (yerba mate)
Lineage: Eukaryota; Viridiplantae; Streptophyta; Magnoliopsida; Aquifoliales; Aquifoliaceae
Source: the annotation of a GenBank genome assembly